AUGGCUUUCACAUUAAAAAUUCAAAAGACCGCAAUCCUUGUGCUAGCAUUAUUUGUCAUCAGUAUUCCAAAGGGCCACUCUGAGGAUUCAGUUUCCCAGUUAACUCCGUGUAAACUUAACGAUCCCAAUAAUGGGCCCUGUCUAAGAGAUUUACUACAACAUUUACUACUGAGAGGUACUACAACACAUUCCAUUGAUCCGUACAAGUUAAAGAAGGCACGAGUUACUGUGGACAAUCCAAACAUUCGCCUCAACAUGAAUCUGACACAGGUUGUCAUUAGGGGUUUGUCACAAUCCCAAAUGAAAGAUGUUAUUGUUACUGAUGGCGAUCAUUUUGUUUUGAAUGUCAACAUUCCCAAAGUCCACAUUGCCGGUAAUUAUGUAAUGGAUGGUCGGGUACUAUUACUGAACUUGGCUGGAAAGGGUGAAUUCAGUGUGGAUUUCAGUGAUAUCGAUGUUCGUUUUACCCUGGUCGCAAAAGCAGUUGAACGUGAGGGCGAACGCUAUUUCAAUGUGGAAACCCUAAAAUCACAUAUCAAACAUUUGGGUAAUAUGCACGUCGCUUUUGCCAAUCUCUUUGGCAGCAACCAAGCUCUAACUGACAGUGCCAAUGAUCUAUUCAAUCAAAAUUGGCGUGAACUGGUCGAGGUUUUGCGUCCUGUUAUUGAAGAAUCCAUGGAUACGUCAAUUCGUACACAGGCCAAUAAAAUAUUCAGCAAUAUUCCUGCCAGAAGUAUUAUUUUGGAUGCGGAAUAA
Messenger RNA from Musca vetustissima, 756 nucleotides. Its product is annotated as circadian clock-controlled protein daywake-like. The record is from RefSeq and is a predicted model, not a curated record. NCBI's taxonomy places the organism in Eukaryota, Metazoa, Arthropoda, Insecta, Diptera, Muscidae. Bases 1 to 756 code for a protein of 251 amino acids. The transcript is spliced from 4 exons.